Molecule: messenger RNA, 1640 nt
Organism: Ipomoea triloba (trilobed morning glory)
Lineage: Eukaryota; Viridiplantae; Streptophyta; Magnoliopsida; Solanales; Convolvulaceae
Product: putative ubiquitin-conjugating enzyme E2 38
Exons: 6
Coding region: 136-1428 (430 amino acids)
Molecular function (GO): ubiquitin conjugating enzyme activity
Source: RefSeq, a predicted model, not a curated record
GCGCCAACCCGAUGCUCAUCACUCCCUUUCUCUCUCACAACUUUCUUUCUUUCUUCCUCCGCCGAUUGCAACUGAAUUUUCCGGAAUUGAGGGGCGAAACUGAAUCUUCUGAAAUUGGGGGAGAAAAAAAGAUAGAUGGAGGGCUUGACUUCGCAACUACCCGCAUCGUACGUUGACACAACCCUUAAGCAGAUUAAGCAAAUUCAGAGUUUGGCAAAGGCUAUUGGGACUUCAAGUAGUGGAGAUGCUAGUGGUGGGGAUGACAUUGGUGAUGAUGAUGGUGAUGGUGAUGAUGAUGAUGGCUUUGAUUACUAUGACUAUUUACUUGAUGAUGAGGAUGAGGAUGAGGAUGGUGAUGAGGAGGAUGACAGUGUGCAAAAGCAAUUUGACAAUGUUGACUUACCUCCUGGGGUUGAGGCGGCUGUCCCGUGGUGGAAUGAGUCGGAUUCUACUCCGGCCUCAACUGAUACUGUUUCUUCUGGGGUUGCAUCCCAACUCUGCUCUUCAGGGAGCAGUUCUGUAGGUCAGAGCUCUACUGGCAAUGGCAAUGGCAAGGAGGAAAUUAGUGAUAUCAUAAGAAAAUAUCAAGAGUUUAAACAUUUUGAUACUGUUGAUGAUUGUUCAGAUCACCACUACAACAUCACGCAUUUCCAGGGGCAGCAGCCACCCAAGGCCUGGUCGAAGAAAAUUCAGAGUGAAUGGAAGAUUUUGGAGAAGGAUUUGCCUGACACCAUAUAUGUAAGAGUAUAUGAAUCAAGGAUGGAUCUUCUUAGGGCAGUGAUUGUAGGACCUCAAGGCACUCCCUAUCACGAUGGUCUUUUCGUCUUCGAUGUCCUUCUCCCUUCCACAUACCCAGAUACACCACCAUUGGUUUACUAUUAUUCCGGUGGCCUGAGACUGAAUCCUAAUCUAUACGAGUGUGGUAAAGUCUGCCUCAGCCUUUUGAACACUUGGGCUGGUAAGGGUACUGAAAAGUGGCAGCCGAAUACAUCAACCAUGCUGCAAGUGUUGGUUUCUAUACAAGGUUUAAUUCUGAAUGAAAAUCCAUUCUUCAAUGAGCCUGGGUAUGAAUCUACUUAUGUUGGUUCUGAGGGGGAGCGCAGAUCCAAAGCUUACACUGAAAAUGUUUUCGUUAUGUCUUUGAAAACAAUGAUGUAUACCCUUAAAAGGCCUCCUAGGCAUUUUGAAGACCUUGUGACGGGUCAUUUUCACAUCCAUGCACAUGAUAUCCUGUCAGCAUGUAAAGCCUACAGGGAGGGUGCACCGGUUGGUUUUGCUGAACGGGGAAAACCUGAGGGCGAUAAUGUCCCAGAAAAUGGUCGCACACGAGACUUCAAGGCAGCAUUAACUAAAAUUACAAAUGUUCUUGUCUCGACUUUCACUAAAUUUGGGGUGAAGGACUGUGAGCAGUUCAGAAUUACAGGCUGAUGUUGAGCUUAUUGAGAGGGCUUGUUAGAGCUGAUACAUUGCGCUUAGGCAUUUUAGUUCAGUUUUAAAUGCUCCUUGUAUAUACACCUGUCUUUGACUGAUAUGUUUCUUCACAUUAGUGACUUUAACUGUUAUGUUUCUUCAUAUUAGCAGAGGAUGUUUGAACAUGAUUUCAUUUGAGUUUCUUUAACUGAUAUGCUGGCUAUUUGCAA